This is a messenger RNA of Theileria annulata, 885 nucleotides long. RefSeq lists its product as uncharacterized. Bases 1 to 885 code for a protein of 294 amino acids. Gene Ontology annotation, cellular component: ESCRT I complex. Gene Ontology annotation, biological process: protein modification process; protein transport; endosome to lysosome transport. The transcript is spliced from 4 exons. The record is from RefSeq and is a predicted model, not a curated record. Lineage: Eukaryota; Apicomplexa; Aconoidasida; Piroplasmida; Theileriidae. Gene Ontology annotation, molecular function: ubiquitin binding.
AUGGAUUCUAACCUUAAAUCGGCUUUGAAAAAACAUUUCAGCAAUUAUGAAAUGCUCAUGUGUGACAUUAAUGGCUUGUUUGGGAAAUAUCACAACUUUUCAUGCUCGAUGAGUACCUCGUUCGAUUGCCACAGGCUUAACAUUUCAGGAACUGUCCCUUAUACAUUUUCUGGCUUUACCCUCAAUGCUCCCUUGCUAAUCCAGGUUUUCUCUGAUUACCCGUUCAGUUGUCCUUCGUUCUUCGUUCCAAGCCGUAAUACAAAAAUAGUUAAAAAUCACCCUAACGUUGACCUUCGUGGGAACGUAACUCUUAAGUACCUGGAUGAAUGGAACCACACCAGCAAACUUGUACAAGCUGUUGAUCACUUGUGUUAUGCCUUUAGCAAAAUUUCACCUAUUAUUACGUUUUCAAACUCACCUGAGACUAUUUUAAAAUCUCAAUUCACGCAAUCCCCUCCUGAAGUUACUAACCAGCCAAUGCCUGAAAAUCUAUUUGCUAAACAUAAGUUAUCGGAUAGAGAUCGGAACCUGGUGGAGCACGCUCACCAGAAUAUCUUAACCUUGCUUAAGAAGACAAGAGAAGAUGUUAUCAAACAGUACAAUUUCAACAUGAAGAAGUACGAACUUCACAGGAAAAUACUUCUGAACUGGGUCGAAGCUCUUUUAGAGCUAAACAUCGUGAAUUUAAAAAUGGAUGAAGUUGAGGGUAAGCUUGAGAAUGAGAUGAACACUGAUGCUCUUGAAAAGGCUGAAAGUUUACAGGAUGAAGUCUCCGAUUUGGUCAGGAAUCUCACCAACUCUAGGCAAAUUCUCUCAUCACUUGAGCACGGAGACUUGGAAAUUGAACAGGUUGUAAAAUUCAAGGAUCCUGACUCAGAAAAGUAA